Molecule: messenger RNA, 531 nt
Organism: Vigna umbellata (rice bean)
Lineage: Eukaryota; Viridiplantae; Streptophyta; Magnoliopsida; Fabales; Fabaceae
Source: RefSeq, a predicted model, not a curated record
AUGAAGUACCACUACAAGAAAUGUGGGUUUUUCCGGUGGUAUUUUACCGAGGGCCUACGACCCCUCGGUAAUGCUGUGGUAGCAUCUGCCACGGUAUUUUCUCUCGAGAAUCAUUGUAGUUACACAGUUUGGCUGGGGACGCUUUCCGGCAACGGCGCUGGCAUUCUCGGUUCUGGCGGUUUCGCCCUGCAGCCCGGUUUGUCGGUCCACCUCACAGCUCCGUCCGGCUGGUCAGGCCGCUUGUGGGCUCGGACUGGAUGCACCUUUGACGACUCCGGUGCCAGAAAAUGCGCCACCGGAGACUGUGCGGGGGGACUUAAAUGCACCGGCGGAGGAGUCCCGCCGAUGACGCUGGUGGAGUUCACGAUUGGAAGCUCCGGGAACGGUAACAAGGACUUCUACGACGUGAGUCUCGUGGACGGUUACAACGUGGGAAUGGGAGUGAGGGCUCUCUCCCCAAAUUACCAAAAUUUGGAAUCCCUCUCUCCUCUGCCGAAAUUUGGAAUCCCUCUCUCCUCUGCCCAAAUUUGA